Messenger RNA from Chlamydomonas reinhardtii, 1710 nucleotides. RefSeq lists its product as uncharacterized. The transcript has 9 exons. Gene Ontology annotation, molecular function: GTP binding; GTPase activity. The record is from RefSeq and is a predicted model, not a curated record. Lineage: Eukaryota; Viridiplantae; Chlorophyta; Chlorophyceae; Chlamydomonadales; Chlamydomonadaceae. Bases 143 to 754 code for a protein of 203 amino acids.
UAGAGGAAUAGUUGCGUGCUCCUGCUCUCUCUUCGCAAACGUCCACUCGACUCUUGACUGGUUCGCCCGGUUCGCGCGGUCUUUCUUCUUCCUCUACGCUAGGCGAGCGCGGCGGCCCCGAGGGACGCCCGCUGUAGCCAAGAUGAACCCCGAGUACGACUACCUGUUCAAGCUUCUGCUCAUUGGCGACUCCGGUGUUGGCAAGUCUUGCCUGCUCCUUCGUUUCGCGGAUGACACCUACACCGAGAGCUAUAUCAGCACCAUCGGCGUGGACUUCAAAAUCCGCACCGUCGAGCUCGAUGGGAAGGUGAUCAAGCUUCAGAUUUGGGACACGGCCGGCCAGGAGCGCUUCCGGACUAUCACCAGCAGCUACUACCGUGGCGCGCACGGCAUCAUUGUCGUAUACGAUGUGACGGACCAGGAGAGCUUCAACAACGUCAAGCAGUGGCUCAACGAGAUUGACCGGUACGCCAGCGAGAACGUGAACAAGCUGCUGGUGGGCAACAAGAGCGACCUGACGUCGAAGAAGGUGGUUGAGUACUCCGUCGCCAAGGCGUUCGCCGACGAGAUCGGCAUUCCGUUCCUUGAAACCUCGGCGAAGAACGCCACCAACGUCGAGCAGGCGUUCAUGACCAUGGCCGCUGAGAUCAAGAACAGGAUGGCAAGCCAGCCCAUCCCCACGAAGGCCGGCGGCCCCGUGGUGCGGCCACAGGAGGGCAAGCCCAUCAACAGCAAGUCGUCGUCUUGCUGCUAAACGGGCGGGUCGUUUCGCUGCCUGCGUGCGCGGAGGUGGCUCACAGACCUUGGGCAGCAGCAGCAGCAUUUCCAGGAGGCGUGGGCGCGCGGCGCGGAGGUGGCAAUGGAGCGCAGCCGCAGGCAGCUGACACGGGCCUGCAUUGGCGCGUGUACGGGCAGCCGGAGGCGUGGCAUGGCAAGGCGUGUACCAGCGGCUCAUUGAGGAGGCACGUUUCAGUGGCUGAUUCGAGGAAGCGUUUGCGGCACUGGCGGCGCUGAGAUCUAGACAGCGGAGAGCGGCGGUUCAGCGAAUGAGUGAGAGCACUGCCUGAGGCUGCACUUGUGGUGCGGGUCUGGUGUAUUCCAGUGUUCGAUUCCCCAUGGGUUUGAGGGGUUGGGCAAGCGCCGCGGCAUUAGCGGUGCAGGGGAGGGACUGGCGCGCUGGAGUGUGUUGUGGCUGGCCUCAUGUGUUUGGUUUAUAAAGGGAGCGGCUUAGCUUGACCGAUUGCAGGCAUCUGACUGGUUUAGGCACGCGGCUGCUGUCUGGGGGCAGGCGAGCAGCUGCAGGGGGCCCGAGGACGUGUGCGGCGCGAGGGCGGCAGCCUGAGGACGGCCGAGUGAAGCGGUGACCCAUGACAUCGACUCGUAGCAUUACAGCGUGGGCCCGCGGUGCUUUGCGGUUCGCGGUGAGGGCAACCCGACGAGAACUCUUAAUUUAACUGGAGUGGCCAUGAUAUGGAGUUUCGCUAUAUAUAACUAUGACGCAUGCGGCAUGGGGCGUGUCAUGCAAACUACUGCUGUUGGUGCGGCAUCAGGGCCAGGGCCUCCCCGUCCACCACCACAGCUCCGCUGUGCUGCAGCACCGCCGAGGUGUCGAACGCCACCCGCCGGCCGCUGACCUUGCGCACCGUCACGGUGGCGGUCACCGGCUCCCCAACCUGCAGCCAUGCACGGCCAGAGCCAUAGAGGGGCCGG